Mytilus californianus (California mussel) is the source of this 3935-nucleotide messenger RNA. Its product is annotated as coiled-coil domain-containing protein 73-like. The coding region runs from base 1 to 2778 and encodes 925 amino acids. The record is from RefSeq and is a predicted model, not a curated record. NCBI's taxonomy places the organism in Eukaryota, Metazoa, Mollusca, Bivalvia, Mytilida, Mytilidae. The transcript has 10 exons.
AUGAUUUUAAGCAUUUAUGAAAAUUACUGUUGUACAAACACAAGAUUUAGUAAAAGAGUCGUCUCCCUUAAUCCCAGUCCCCCUGAAAUUAAUGUUUCUUUGUUACAGGAUGGAGAAAAAUGUCAUUUUGCUUCCUUGUCAGAAGAGCAUGAUAAGAAAGUUGCUGAAAUAAAACGUCAGUUUGAAGACAAAAUUAAAGUUUUACAAGCAGAAGUUAAACAGAACCAAGUGUUUAAAGAUUGUGGACAGAAAGAGACAAAGUCACUUAAAGACGAUAUAAGAAGCUUACAGAUAACAAAUUACAAUUUGGAGAAGAAAUUAAAAGAACAGGGGAGAAAACUCCAGCUACAAACUUCAUCAACAAGUCAGCAUCUGAAACAACUGUCAUCUGCUGAGGAAAAAUUUCAGACUAUUUCAACCUACUACAAGAAAAUCUCAGAAAGUCAAGACAGAUUGUCCAGGAAUGUUAAAGAAGCUGUGAAACUAAACAGAGAUUUAAUGUACACAAAUGAACACCAGAAAUGUAUCAUAGAACAACAUAAAAGGGAGAUUACUCAACUCAAUGGUCAGAUUCUGGAUACAAAGGUCAAGGUUGAAUCCAAACCUUUAGAUUACAGUAGAAUUGAGCAAGAACAAGAAUUGUUAAAUCUUAAACAGCAAUUAGAAAUUGAGAGAAAAGAUCAUACAGAGACAGAAAGGGAACUUAACAAGUCCACUACUAAUUAUAAGGAAGAAGACUUGAAAUCCAGAAUUACCAAGCUUACAGAAGAACUGGAGACAGAGAAAUCAAACAAGUCUGAGUUAGAGCAGCUUAAUACAACAUGGUCAGAACAGAACUUCAGGCUGUCAGAGGAAUUGAAUGCAGCAAAGGCCAUAUUGGAGGUUCCCAAGGAAGAUGGAGAGUACCAGACAGAUCUAUGCAUGUUAAACAUGAAGGAUUCUCAAUGUCAGAUACAACCAGAGUUAUCUAACUUUGGUAACCAGACAGAACAGCCAAGACGUUACCAUAUCUCCUUGCAGACAGAUCCAACACCAUGUUCUGAUGUCUCAUCUCAGACUUAUGCUCCAGCUAUGACUGUUUCUGCAACACAAACACGAGAACCAUCAUUGAUUAACAGAUCUGCUCAAACAGAGGUUGAAGAUGGAGAUGAGGAUCUUUGUCUUGAAAUAAAAAAAGAAUUAAUUUUUACAAAAACACAACCAGAAUCACAAAUUUACAAAGAAAGGGAGAUAACUCUGACAGGAAUAUCAGAUUCAGUUGAUCAAAGGGAGAUUUCUCCUGUAGUUUACGAAACCAUGAAACCUUUAAAUGGAAUGGAAGAAUCUUUGUCCGGUGACAAUGCAAUGAAUAAAAAAGUCAGUGAUAUAAGUACAAAUCUUUGCUCCAUAAUUCCAGAAAUGCAGCAAUCAAAUGCAUCAUAUAGUCAUAAUACUCCACUGAAAGAUCCAUCAUUCAGCUCAGAUAGAACAGAAACAGGGGGUAAAUCAUGUUUUCAAACAGAGUAUUUAGUGUCAUCUAAAAAUAAUAAAUCAGUGGAAAAGCCACAGGAAAAGCCACAGGAAAAUGAGUUUGGAGAGAAGGGAGAUAAUCAAGACAUAAAAAGUAUGUAUAGGGCAUUCUCUUUAAACAAAGAAUUUUUAAAACUAUAUGAAACAGAGAAAGACAACUUAAUUGAACCAAGGCAAAAUUUGCAUAGAGAGGACGAAAGAAAGAAUUAUAAAGAAACAAGCACAGAUGGUCAUGUGUCUGAAAAUGUUCAAGAGAAAGAAAAAAUAAGGACUAUUUCAGGAUCAACAAAUGUGUCCAAAGAUGAAAGUGAUGAAGAUGAUUUUGUUGUUGAGAAAAGGAAAGAAAAAACAAUGAAAGAUCAGAAUAUUAUAUAUGGCAUUAGUACUGAUAAAUCAAUUGGAGAGAAGUCAAACAAAGAUCGAAAUACAGUCAUUGAAGAAAAUAGAUCAUUGAUAGAAAAACCAAAGAAAAUGAGUUUAUAUGAAAGUCAUGUAGAUGGAUAUUUAAAUAAAAUAAAUUCUGGUAACUUACAAAAUACAGUGGGCGUCAAAAUGAUAAAACCUAGAGACAACCAGGAUGUCCCAAAGUCUCUUAAAUUUGUGGAGUAUUUGCAACCUACUGAAAAAGUUAUUACUAAUAUUGGCAGAUUUAGAGUUGAAACAGAAAGUCCAAAGGUCAAGAGUUCAAGUCCAAGUUGUCAUGGCUUUUUGUCACUUGUUAAAAGAAGAUCCAACUAUUACAAAGAGAAUUUAGGCUUGAAUAUGAACAAUAGUGCAAAAAGUCCUUUAGAUUUUGGCGAAUCUGAUGAAAAUCCCGUCAAAAAAUCUUCGUCAGCUGAUAAUCAAAUAUCAAGUCUCACAGAGCCCAUUGCUGAGUGCUCUCUAGGUCCAUCUGCCAGAGACAAUCAGAAAGAUGUAAAUAAGGCAGGGUGUAGUGAAACCAACAUGAUAGAAACAUCAAAACUAAGCCCAUACAGUCGGUAUAAAGCCUUGCUGAAACCUAAUCUGGAAAAAAAUAGUUCACUGAAACAAAAGCCAGAAGGCAGUAAAGUGAGCAGUGCAAAGAAAAGAGGAAUUUUAAGAGAGUCUCCAUCAAAAGAGAAGAAAAAUGUAACAUUUUCAGAGGACAUUGUUCAAGUAAAGCAUCUUACUCCUGAGUUUAAUAUCUCGGGAGACCAGUGCCUUUAUUCAGAUGAUGAUGCGGACACUAUUGAACUGAUUUCUUCACAGGAAGACUGUUCAGAGGAAAAACGACCAAGAUUGGUGUAAUUGACAGGCAAAAAACAAUUUAAUUUCUAAAUGUUGGGAAAAUGAUCUUAUAAUAAUAAUGUCAUGGACAGUCAUUCAAAAUACUUGACAUUGAGGAAAUCAAAAUUUUAUUUGCUAUAUUGAAAAGUAAAUUAUUUAUUUGACAAAGGCCUUUUUUCUUCUUGAGCAAUUAAAUUAUUUGACCUUAUGAAGAACAUUCUAAUUAUGCCACUGGACUUAACCAGUUUGUGUUCCUUUUACCUCGACCUCAUUUCCUUGUGUUGUUCUUCACUGAUAAGUUUUACCUUGAUUUCAAAGACUUAAAGCAUAAAUUUCAGUAAUAAAAGUAAAACUAGUGAAAUUUCAGCAUGUCUAUUCCUGUCAAAAUUACAAGUACAAGAGCAUUUUUCUGUCAAGUUGAUAAUUUUGGGGGAUACUCUUUUAAAAUAAAAAUGCAGCUUAAGAAACAUUUUUUUAUACUUCAGCAUGAAUUUAAACUCAAGCAAAAAGAUUUUUAAGGUAGUAAAGUUAAGAGGUUCAUACAGUAUUGAUUUGAUUGUGAUUAUAAAUGGAAGUGACAUAUAAUGAUUACUUAGUUUCAAAAUGGCUUUACCUAGUUACCAUCAGAUGUCUUAAAGAUCAUUCUGUUGUUGAUGUUUUGCUGAUGUGUAAUUCCAUGAACUUUUACCUCUCUGCAAUUAAUUGACCUAUCCCUCAUCAAUAUUUUGACGAUCUGCAGAAAAAUCUAGUCAUUGGGAUAAAGUCAACACUUUUGGCGAAUCUUUUUAAACUUUUGAUGAAGUUUUUCAUUCAAACCUCAAAUGAAUUCAGUAAUCAGAGAAAAAAAAUGAAACACCAGGACCAUUUUUUUUAGCCAUGAUCGAUCGAUAUGUCAUGAUAUUUCAAUGCUCGUAUUCCAUGUGAGACAAUGUUGUUCUCUUAAAUCAAAAUCAAAAAAUAUCUUACCUAAAAGUAAACAGAGAAAUCUAUGUGUUACAGGUCAAAAUAUAUAUAAAUAUAUGAGUUCUUCUCCUUCCUUGGGGGGAAUGUCGUAUAUGUACUUGUUUUCUAAAGGUUCUUUCAAUUUUUAACAUUUGUAAUUUGUUUUAUUAUUAUUGUUAAAUGUGUUGUUUAUUGUUUUGUUGGCAGUUUUUCUGAAAUAAAAUAUAUAACAGAUA